This is a messenger RNA of Zea mays, 1336 nucleotides long. Its product is annotated as heat shock 70 kDa protein 15. Bases 403 to 1317 code for a protein of 304 amino acids. Gene Ontology annotation, molecular function: ATP binding; ATP-dependent protein folding chaperone. NCBI's taxonomy places the organism in Eukaryota, Viridiplantae, Streptophyta, Magnoliopsida, Poales, Poaceae. The transcript has 5 exons. Gene Ontology annotation, biological process: protein folding. The record is from RefSeq and is a predicted model, not a curated record. Gene Ontology annotation, cellular component: nucleus; cytosol.
CGGAUCCUCUCCCUCCUCCACCUUGGCUUCGCGCGCGUCGCCACCCCCCAUCCCCUCACGAGCCGCCCCACCAUCUCGGUCCUUGUCGGUGAUAUCCUCUCCCUCCUCCACCUCGGCUUCGCGCCGCCGCCGGCUCUUGCUCUCGCCUCCCUCCAUUCCCCUAAAACGCACAACAGAGUCCAGAUUGCAGUUCCUUCGGCCCAUUCGGCCGUCACAUCAGGCCCGCGCCACGCCACCAGCCGCCACACGACAGGACCCAGAUGCCAAAGAAGAUGGGCGUGAACUCCAAGGCAGAGGCGGCCUGCGAGCGCCGCUCCACCGUGGAGGUCGACUGGCGCGACCGCCGAGAGGGCGUCGUGGAGGAGCAGUACUGGGCCGCCUCCCCGCCUUCCUUGCUGUUGUAUGCACAGAUUUCUCCUCUUACACUACCGACCCGAGCCAUCCCAUCCGCCCCGCAUCCUUGCAUCGGACCUCAUAAGUUUGAACCAACAAUCAGCUGCGGGGCCACCACCUCCUGAGGUCAUACUCCUAUGCUGUAGCCUGGGUAGCGGUCUCAACAUCCACGGGAUUGUCACAGUUGAUUCAGCUAUGAUGCUCGAGGAGGAUGUGGCAGUUCCAGUCUCAUUUGCUAAUGAAGCUCCAAAGGAUACUACAAAGAUGGACACAGAUGAUGCACCAAGUGAUCCUGUCUCUGGAACUGAUGUGAAUGUGCAUGAGCCUGAUACUACUGAGGCUGCUCCUGCAGCUGAAAAUGGAGCAGAAAAUCCCGAGGAAAAAUCUGUUCCAAUGGAAACUGAUGCAAAGGUUGAGCCAUCAGAAAGGAAAGUUAAGAGAACUUCUGUUCCGGUCCAUGCGUUGGUCUAUGGUGCCUUGGCUGUAGCUGACCUGCAGAAGGCUGUAGAGAAAGAGUAUGAGAUGGCUCUUCAGGACAGAGUAAUGGAUGAAACCAAAGAGAAGAAAAAUGUUGUGGAAGCUUAUGUCUAUGACAUGCGUAACAAGCUCUACGAUAGAUACAACGAUUUUGUGACACCUGAGGAGAAGGAAGGGUUGAUUGGAAAGCUUCGGGAGGUUGAAGAUUGGCUGUAUGAAGAUGGUGAGGAUGAGACAAAGGGAGUCUAUAUUUCUAAACUGGAAGAUCUUAAUAAGAUUGGUGACCCAAUUGAGGCACGGUACAAGGAGUCAACAGAAAGGGGUUCCUCUGUAGAUCAACUGGUCUACUGCAUCAACAGUUUCAGAGAGGCUGCUUUGUCCAGUGACCAAAAGUUUGGCCAUAUCGACAUAUCUGAGAAACAGAAGGUAGGGCAGAGUGCCAUUUAGUAAUCUUCAGUUUCAGUAG